Messenger RNA from Pelobates cultripes (western spadefoot toad), 2657 nucleotides. The record is from the annotation of a GenBank genome assembly. Lineage: Eukaryota; Metazoa; Chordata; Amphibia; Anura; Pelobatidae.
AUGGAGGCCAACAUGGUCAUCAUGGAGGCCAACAUGGUCAUCAUGGGGAACAAGACCAGCAAGGACACCAUGGCUGUAAGUAUAUGCAUUUUGCAAAUCCUUGUAUAUAUAAUAUAUAGAGCUACAGUUUACAAUCCAUGCAACCAGUUUUUAAUAUUUGGUUUUGAUAAGUCCUUAUCAGAUAAACAUUAUAAUAUGCAGACAAUAGAAAGGAGGAUAUAUCAUUUGUUUAUAUAUAAUUAAUUUAUUGAUUUAACAGUAAAUUAGCAAACUCCAUUGCUGCAGAUAUGGCAGAAGAAAUAUAGAAAAUCAGUUAUUGUUUUCACAAUGUAUUUUAUGCUUUAUAUAUCAAUCAGAAGGAGAUUCAUUAUUUGGCGUAAUAUUUAGUCUCGUUUUCUUUGCUUCAGUAGGUAGUGGUGGACAGCAAUGCCAGGAUCAGAGUUCCACUGGAGGUCCAAAAUCAGGUAACUGAACAAGUUACAAAUAUUAAACAUUGAUGUGAAUCAUUUGAGUAUUGACUGUUUUUCUUUCAAACUGUGAUUUAAAUAACGUGAGUUUAAUGUGCAUUUUAUGGAAAUAGUUUUUAUAUAAUUACCUUUAAAACUUGGGCACUGUCUGCUGGUAACCUCUUUUUAUGGGCUACAUCAGAAACAUACAAAUGAAUAUAAUCAGCAAAGUAAAGUGUGUGAUGUGAUACAUACGAAACACUCCCACUAAAACAGAUGUAUGUUUUCCUUGAUUCAGGUGGUGCUGGUGGACAGCAGUGUCAAGAUCAAAGCUCAUAUGGUGGACGAGAAUCAGGUAAAUGGAUACAUGGAUUUCAGUAUUAACAAAAACAUGCUUAUAAAAAUAUACCAAAAUGUAAAAAUAAAUAUAUAUAUAUAUAUUUGUUUCUCUGUUUACUUAAAGGGGGCAAAGGAGGACAGUGCCAAGAUCAAAGCUCCUGUGGUGGCCAGAAAUCAGGUAAAACAAGUGAAUAAUUAUACUGAAAUAAAGUUACAAAAUAAUAAUUGUAAUCUAAUAGUGAAAUAAACGGUCAAGUUAAGAGAGUACUCAGUGGAUUCAGACAUACUUUGAACUUCGAGCUAUAUUUAAAGGUUCUUCUCAAGUUUCUGAGUUAGCCAGAGAUUAAAACAUGCAAAAAUUUACAUUUUAUUGUAAAGGACAACCUGUUGUGAGGUUACAACACACUGGAGUGACUUACAACACUCAUAGCAAGCAGACAAGGAUUAUGGGACCAAGGAGUCCUAGGCAGAUCACUAGUUUGGGGCCCCACAUUUAUUUUUCACAUAUGGGUGGUUAAUUGAGCCAAGCAAAUUCAUGGUUGUGAGGCCUCAGUGUAAUUCUUGUGGGCUAGGAUGUCACUUAAGGCCAUGUUAUGGUUAAUCCUAUUCUGAUAACUAGUAGGAUGUCACAUGCAUUAACUAAGGUUUCCUAAAUAUGAUCUAUUGGCCUAAAUGAUGAUUCAAAUGCUUAGAAAAUGUCAGAAUCAUUAGCUUGUGGUUAUCAUUCGUCCCUAUUUUCGUCCCUAUUUUCUCCAUUCAGGUGGCAGUGGUGGGCAGGGCCAGGAUCAAAGCUCCUGUGGUGGUCAGAAAUCAGGUAGAAUUCAUCACCAAUAUCUAUAUUUAUAUCUAUAUCUAUAUUUCAAUAUUUGGUUUUAUCAUAUUGUAAUAAUGUGGACAUAUUUCAUGAGAUAUAUAUAUAGUUUCUAGUGUGUGAGCUCUUUCUACAUAAGGCUUUUCAGGCAAAACAUUGUAUUUAGUUGGUCAUCAAUCUGUCUUUUAAAUUUUUAUAUUCUUUAUCAUGCAUUGAAAUCAUUCCCUCUCUCUCUACGUCAGGUGGUGACUCUGGGAAGCAGUGCGGGGACGUAGGAUCCUGCGGUGGGAAUAAAUCAGGUAAACACAUACGUAUAUUAAUAGAAUACAUGAUGUUUAAAUUUAUCUUUUAAUACCAUUUGCACAUGGUAAUAAUGAUAAUAAUGCCCAGUGGUGUAAGUGCCAAUGUAUUUUUAACAGUGUAAAACAUACUGCGAAUAGAAGUACAAAACUACAUUUUUAUUCUGGUCCAAGUUAAAGGAUCACUAUAGUUUCAGGAAAAUAAACUCAUUUGGCCGAAACGAUCGUGCAGAGGGAACUUGCUGGCAUUUCGUAUCUGGACUACCCAUACGGGUGGGAUCAGUCUUAUAUGCUUAAGAUAUGUUUUCUCUAUAAUGGCACAAGUGAGCAAAAAACUAUUUUAAGACCUGAGUGGGGAUGGACUGCAGGGCAAGCUAUCGAGUAUCUCUAAGCUUUUGUCCGUUCUCAGAGUUCUCAGCCUUUCUUCUUUUUUCAUGUUAUGGUUAAUCCUCCUCUAAUAACUAGUAUGAUGCUACAUGCAUUAACUAAGGUUUCCUAGAUAUGAUCCAUUGAUCUAAAUGAUGAUUAGCAUGCUUAGAAAAUUUUAGAAUCGUUAGCUAAUGCUUAUCAUUCCGUCCCUAAAUUUGGCAAAGCUUAGGACCGUAAGUAGAUCAACAGACACUUUAGUUUGCCAUUUUGUUUUUUGUUUUUUAGUAUUAAUAUUGAUAUAUAGUGACUAUAUAUUAUAUCUCUCUUCAGGGGGUAACGAUGGGCAGUGUCAAGAUUCAGGCUAUGGUGGUCAAAAAUCUGGUAAAAACAUGA